AUGCCAUCUGGGAAUUUCCCAAAGUCCAAAAUCCUCAACAUCCCCGUUUUCGUCACGACGCAAAACGCCUCGCGCCUCGGCGCCACCGUCCCGGAACUCACCUCGCUCAUUCCCGAGACCACGCCCGAGGCGAUCGACAAGACGGCGUUUUCGAUGCUCGUCCCCGCGCUGCAGACGCACCUGCAGUCCCUGACCUCUUCGCCCAGCGACAAGCUCUCCGUGCUGAUCGUUGGCAUCGAGACGCACAUCUGCGUCACGCAGACGACCCUCGACCUCCUCGCCGCAGGCCACAAGGUCUACGUCAUCGCCGAUGGCGUCUCGUCUUGCAACGCCGGCGAGAGACCCGUCGCCCUGCACCGGCUAGCGCGCGAAGGUGCCAUCGUCACCACGAGCGAGAGCCUGCUGUUCGAGUUGCUCGGUGACGCCAAGGACGACAAGUUCAAGGCUGUUAGUGGGUUGGUCAAGGAGACAAAGGAGGAGACGCGCCAGGCUGUCGAGACGUUUUGUCGCUUGUAG
Molecule: messenger RNA, 516 nt
Organism: Fonsecaea pedrosoi CBS 271.37
Lineage: Eukaryota; Fungi; Ascomycota; Eurotiomycetes; Chaetothyriales; Herpotrichiellaceae
Exons: 2
Coding region: 1-516 (171 amino acids)
Source: RefSeq, a predicted model, not a curated record